This is a messenger RNA of Phytophthora nicotianae INRA-310, 416 nucleotides long. RefSeq lists its product as hypothetical. The record is from RefSeq and is a predicted model, not a curated record. NCBI's taxonomy places the organism in Eukaryota, Oomycota, Peronosporomycetes, Peronosporales, Peronosporaceae. The transcript has a single exon. Bases 35 to 358 code for a protein of 107 amino acids.
CAAAUUGAGACGAGCAAAAAAUUGAAUACUGUGGAUGCCCAAUUUAGGGCAUUCAUCUUGGUCACCGGAUGUGAAUGGAUUGUUGGCUGCUGCGAUGGGAAUCUCAUCUUGGGACACAGCUUUGUCGCCCAACUGUCCUGCGAUCGACGCGAACUGCGUUCUGGUGAUCUCAGUCGGUAGCAAUUGCGGCCGUCCGCGAUGUUCGAGUCCGCUGCCGAUACCGUUGGUUAUGAUUGCCUCAAAUUCGCCAACGGCGAAGGUCGCGCUAGAUAAGACGUUGCAACCUUGGUGUGGGUGGCCACGUAGAACACCGGUACGUAGAGCGCGGAAAAGUGUUCUAUUUGGAAUACACUGCUGACACCAAAAAUCCUGGUGACUUUCAAACCUGAGGGUGUGAAAUGAACUGAGUUACGUCC